This is a messenger RNA of Glossina fuscipes, 1757 nucleotides long. RefSeq names its product skin secretory protein xP2-like. NCBI's taxonomy places the organism in Eukaryota, Metazoa, Arthropoda, Insecta, Diptera, Glossinidae. The record is from RefSeq and is a predicted model, not a curated record. The coding region runs from base 183 to 1529 and encodes 448 amino acids. The transcript has 2 exons.
AGUGGUUGAUAUUUGCUUUGUGUGCGCGUCAGAAAAGAGGAAAAUUUGUGCUAAAAUACGAAAAUAAGUAGAAACCUGUUUGCAUUUUAAGGAAUCGCAAAGAUCAACUGUGAAAACAAGAAUAAAAAAAUUUUUGAAUAUUCACGAAAAUCGAGCAAUUUUUAAGUUUUUACAUACCACAAAUGAUUAUGAACAAAUUUUCCGUUUCGGGUUUAAUGACCUUGAAGUCUAUAGCACUUGUAUGGAUAUUUCUGGUAAUUUCCAUAACCAUAAGUGAAGGCAAACGCACUGUCGGUAGCGGACGUCGUAAAAGUUCAAGCAGUGGAUAUAGUACUCGCCGUCAACCUAGUACAAGUGUCACCAAGCCUAGCUAUAGUGAUAAUUCUCAUGCUGAUCAAGCUAAAUUAAGUUAUCCUAAUUAUAAUUCUCAACCUAACCGUCCGGCAAGUGCUCCAAGCCAGAAUUCUCCUCCCAUUGGAUGGAAUGUACCAAAUCAACAAGGACAUGCUGGACCUCCACCCGCAUAUUCGUCUAGUAAUGUAGCUGGAGGAGCUAAGACAAAUAUUUACGAGCAACCCCCGAUUUAUCAAAAACAAAACAAUGCUCCACCUCCGCCUAAUUAUAGCCAGGCUACAGGUACCCAUUUAGGGCCGGGUGCUACUUAUUACUCGCAAGGCAAUGUGCCACACGGCGCUAGUUAUUAUCCAGUUAAUCCUCAUAUACCGAGCGGUGGAUAUUCUGCUGGCAGCAAUUCCUAUUAUCCACAUGGAAUGCCAGCUGGUGGCAAUUACUAUGGCGGUGUGCCUGCCGGAGCUACCCUCUUACAACCCGGUGCUCCAUUGCCAGCUGGAGCCACUUAUUAUGCUACGUCACCUCAACAAAGUUCAUCGGGACCGGGUUUCGGUACUGGGUUAGUAGCCGGUGCUUUAGGUGGCGCUCUUUUGGGUCAUGCUCUUACGCCUACCCAAACCCGUGUGGAACAUGCUCCUGCUCCAAGUGACGGUAAUGCAGGUGGAGAUCGUAUCAUAAUAAUCAAUAACGGGCAACCAGUAAAUGCAACCGAUGUUAAUGGUGCAACAGUCGUAAAUGCAGCUGGUCAACCGGCUGCAACAGUACCCCAAGCUAAUGCAGAAAAUCCAGCUCCUUUGGCACCAGAGCAAAACAUGACAGCUGCACCGGCUGAGCAACCAGCUCCUGGUGGCAUUAUAUGUGUGCCGAUGCGAAUCAAUGAAACCGAUCCCAAUGAUUCUACGAAAAUGGUAGAAGUUGAAAAAAUUGCUUGCUAUCCAGCCCCCCCGCCGCAGCCUCAAUCAGCACCAGUAGACGGUAGCGUCGUCAAUCCUGCAAUGCCACCGGUUGAGGGAUCUGCCCCAUUGGCCCCUUUGCAGCAAUCACCUACUCAGGCUACACUAAUUGCCGAACAAUCAAAUAUGCAGACCGCUUCCAAGGGCGGCACUUUCCAACAAAACUUAUUAAGCUUAGUUGCGACCUCAUUAUUAAGCUAUGCAGUUGCUUAUAUCAUUAAUUAAACAUUGUAUAAAAGCGAAUAUGCUAUGGUGGAUGUCAGAAAAUUUAUUAUUUGAAAACUUUAUUAAGCACCUUAUAAGUAGAAUUAGGACCAUAUACAGAAAUUAAAAUACCUCUAAAUGAAAAAUUAACCUCGAAUAUUAUCGAAAGCUUUACAUGUAUUUCUAAUAUUAUUUUAAAAAUUUAAUAAUUUGUGACUUGCUUCUUCUUUAAGUUAUAAUUUUAUAUAU